Messenger RNA from Sinocyclocheilus rhinocerous, 2232 nucleotides. RefSeq names its product guanine nucleotide-binding protein subunit alpha-11-like. Gene Ontology annotation, cellular component: heterotrimeric G-protein complex; cytoplasm. The record is from RefSeq and is a predicted model, not a curated record. Gene Ontology annotation, molecular function: guanyl nucleotide binding; G-protein beta/gamma-subunit complex binding; G protein-coupled receptor binding. The transcript is spliced from 7 exons. The coding region runs from base 549 to 1628 and encodes 359 amino acids. Gene Ontology annotation, biological process: adenylate cyclase-modulating G protein-coupled receptor signaling pathway. Lineage: Eukaryota; Metazoa; Chordata; Actinopteri; Cypriniformes; Cyprinidae.
AAUUAACUUUUCGGGUUUUGGAUGCUCAAAAUCAAAUGUUUGCACUGUUGUCAGUGUUAUAUAUACACGCAGCGUUUCUAAAAGCGCAUAUGGCUGUCUUCUGCCACCUGUCGCCGUGUGUUAGCUAGAGAUCCGGGCAGCUGAUGGACAGUGUUGCGGUGAAUCUGGGCACUGGGGCGGUUAGCUUAGCGAGACAGCAAAGGACAGCACGGAUGUCGUGGCAGGCUAGUUUGUCCCUCCGGGACUCUGGUUGGUAGUCAUUACAGAUUCUAAAAACAGGGCUUGAGCGGGUCUGAUAGUAGGGGAGCUCUUUAGAUUCACAUCUGACCUCCAAUCUCAUCCAGUCUUUGGCCUUGUUUGAUAGAUCCGUUUGUAUGAGCAGGCUGGGGUCUAUUUUACUUCAUCGAUUUACGUCUACCAUAAGGCAUCCUGUAUUUUUAAACAACAUUCCCCCAGAUCCACCCUGUUCCUCUUUCGACGCGGUAGCAAAGGGAAGCGGGUCGUAGAAGUGUGCCAGAUCAGGGUUGGGAUCUCCAAACGCUGUGGUGAUGACUUUGGAGUCCAUGAUGGCCUGUUGCAUGACUGAAGAGGCGAAGGAGUCCAAAAGAAUCAACGCCGAGAUCGACAAGCAGCUCCGGAGAGACAAACGAGAUGCGAGACGAGAGCUCAAACUCCUCUUACUGGGCACGGGCGAGAGCGGCAAGAGUACGUUCAUCAAACAGAUGCGGAUCAUUCACGGAACAGGCUACACUGAUGAGGACAAGCGCGGCUUCACCAAACUGGUCUACCAGAACAUCUUCACCUCCAUGCAGUCCAUGGUCCGUGCCACCGAGCACCUCAAGAUCCCAUUCAAAUACGAAGACAACAAGAACAACGCUCUGCUGGUGCGAGAGGUCGACGUGGAGAAGGUUUGCUCCUUCGACCAGCCCUAUGUCAGUGCAAUAAAGAUGCUCUGGGCGGAUCCAGGCAUCCAGGAAGCCUACGACCGCAGGCGAGAGUACCAGCUCUCUGACUCCACUAAAUAUUACCUUAGCGAUUUAGAGCGUAUAUCGACUCCGGGAUACGUGCCCAGCCAGCAGGAUGUGCUGAGGGUCCGAGUGCCCACUACUGGCAUCAUAGAGUAUCCCUUUGACCUGGAGAAUAUAAUCUUCAGGAUGGUGGAUGUGGGAGGGCAAAGAUCAGAGCGCAGGAAGUGGAUCCACUGCUUUGAGAACGUCACGUCUAUCAUGUUCCUGGUUGCCUUGAGCGAAUAUGACCAGGUCCUUGUGGAAUCUGACAAUGAGAAUCGCAUGGAGGAAAGCAAAGCGCUGUUUCGCACAAUCAUCACCUACCCCUGGUUCCAGAACUCUUCAGUCAUUCUGUUCCUGAACAAGAAGGACCUUCUGGAGGAGAAGAUCAUGUACUCUCACCUGGUGGACUAUUUCCCUGAAUUUGAUGGUCCGCAGAGGGACGCCAUGGCGGGCCGCGAGUUCAUCCUGAAGAUGUUUGUGGACCUGAACCCAGACAGUGACAAGAUCAUCUACUCGCACUUCACCUGCGCCACAGACACCAAAAACAUCCGUUUCGUCUUCGCGGCGGUCAAGGACACCAUCCUGCAGCACAACCUCAAAGAGUACAACUUAGUGUGAGAGAGAGACCGAACGAGAGCGAGACACCUGCAGCCCACACAUGGCCGAAAGCACUACACACCUCACACGCAGAAACACAUGCACGUGAACCUUUCGGACACACCUUCACACCCAUUAGGCACUGGAACUUCUCAUAGUCCUCUUCUUUGCCUGUUUUUUCCUCUCUUCCUGAGUGUCGACCCCUCCAGCUGAUAGCUUUAUCGUCCAAUCUUCCUCAAACACGAAGGCUGGGCCGUUAAACCGGUGCCUAAUGACGAAGAGCAUUCGUUUGCUCUGUAGAUGGGCUGUAGGUGGGCUCUCCCUGAUUGAAACUGAGGUACGAAUUUAAUGGAAACACUCUGUGGAGACGCAACACGUCCGAAACGCAGAGUGGGCGACAUUCUUGAAGGACUUCACCUUGCAUCACUGAAUUUAACCAGGUGUUAGUUGUGCAAUCACAUGCUAUAACACUAGAGGUGGAGGUGAUUUGAUUUAAUAUUAUUUUAGGAGUGAAGUAUAGAGAUUUCCCCAUCACUACUGGAGUACUUGGAGAAGAGAUGGUGCACCAUAUGACUUUUUUCGUAAUAAGUGACCGAUAAAAUGAGUAAUGAAAGCCACCAGUUUU